UCAAAACACAUCGCACUUGUGUGUUGUCCGCCUCGCGUGUUGGUGCUGCUGCUUUUCCCACCCGCUAUUCCGCGCGGACACUUCCGUUCCGUCGUAGUGCUGAUAGACAGAGACCGGGUUCAUUCAUACCGAAAUAAGUGCCAAUCGGCGCUUGUCUAUAAAAAGAAUCUGCGUACAGCGAGGAGAGAGCGUGUGUCGACAUUUUGUACAAAGUAAUCCGCGUCCGGAAAAUUAAGGUUCUGCGCGUGUGAAUCCGCGGCAUCGACGACCUCAAGAUGCAGCACCAGUGCGAAACGGAAAACUGCAAAAACCCGGCCACCCUACAGUGUCCGGUGUGCCUCAAAAUGGGCAUCCAGGGAUCGUACUUUUGCGGUCAGGAUUGCUUCAAGAGUUCCUGGAAGGGGCACAAGGUGAUUCAUCUGCUGGCGAAGGGAAAGGAAGAUAAGAACGUGUACAAUCCGUGGCCUUAUUAUACAUUUACCGGAAAGUUGCGUCCGUUCCCGCAGUCGGAAAAGAGACCGGUCCCGGAGAGAAUUCCACGUCCGGACUAUGCCGACCACAAGGAGGGCCGCUCCAAGUCGGAGGAAUCCCUGCGCGGGAAUACCACUAUUAAGAUUCUCGACGACGAGGAGAAAGAGGGAAUGCGAGUGGCGUGCCGGUUGGGAAGAGAAGUGCUGGACGAAGCUGCGCGCGUUUGCGAUGUCGGCGUGACCACCGACGAGAUCGAUAGGAUCGUCCAUGAAGCCUGCAUCGAGCGGGAGUGCUAUCCGAGCCCGCUGAACUACUACAACUUCCCGAAGUCGUGUUGUACUUCGGUGAAUGAGGUUAUUUGCCACGGCAUUCCGGAUAUGCGUCCGCUUGAGGACGGAGACCUUUGCAACGUCGAUGUGACCGUGUACCACCGGGGCUUCCACGGGGAUUUGAACGAGACGUUCUUCGUUGGAAAUGUUAAGGAGCAGCACAAGAAGCUGGUGCAAGUCACCCACGAGGCACUGAUGAAGGCGAUUGACAUUGUGAAGCCCGGCGAGCGGUACCGAGAGAUUGGAAACGUUAUCCAGAAGCACGUUCACGCGCACGGAUUCAGCGUGGUGAAGAGCUACUGCGGACAUGGCAUCCACAGACUGUUCCACACUGCCCCCAAUGUGCCACAUUAUGCUA
Aedes albopictus (Asian tiger mosquito) is the source of this 1158-nucleotide messenger RNA. Its product is annotated as methionine aminopeptidase 1. Gene Ontology annotation, molecular function: metalloaminopeptidase activity. Lineage: Eukaryota; Metazoa; Arthropoda; Insecta; Diptera; Culicidae. The record is from RefSeq and is a predicted model, not a curated record. Gene Ontology annotation, biological process: proteolysis. Gene Ontology annotation, cellular component: cytosol.